Messenger RNA from Staurois parvus, 339 nucleotides. Lineage: Eukaryota; Metazoa; Chordata; Amphibia; Anura; Ranidae. The record is from the annotation of a GenBank genome assembly.
GCACUGGUGGGCACAGGUGGGUGGCACUGGUGGGCACAGGUGGGUGGGCACAGGUGGGUGGCACUGCUGGGCACAUGUAGGUGGCACUUCUGGGCACAGGUAGGUGACACUGCAGAGUGGCACAGGUGGGUACACUGCUGGGCAAAGGUGGGGGCACUGCUGGGCACAGGUGGGGGUACUGCUGGGCACGGGUGGGCGGAGCUAGUGGGCGCACUGCUGGGCGGAACUUGCGGGUGUCACUGCUGGGCACCGAUCAUCAGGGCACUGAUCAUCAGUGCCCUGAUGAUCGCGUGUCAUUGGACACCGCUGAUCACGUGGUAAAAGGCCACUGUGAGUGGC